AUGAGCGACCGCUCCGAUACCAUUCACAACGAAGGAAUCAAACGAAUCCAGACAGCAGACAGUGUCUUCCUUCCUAUUUCCCGUGAUGUAUUUGAGAAGCUUUAUCUCAGUCCCAAGCAUCCAUCGACAUCAGGAGAGCUGCGCAAGAAGGUCGGCAAUCCCACGCCGAUCGCGUUGAUGGGUUUCUUGCUGGCUUCGAUGCCAAAUGCGUGUCUGAUGAUGGGCUGGAGAGGAGCUGGUGGCCAUGGAGGGGCUGUAAUACCGGAUUAUAUCUUCUUUGGUGGCGUCGUCCAGCUUCUCGGUGCGAUUGGAGAAUGGCUCAUUGGGAAUACUUUUUCCUGUGCUAUUUUCUUUACUUAUGGGACAUUCUGGAUUGUCCAAGGAACAAACCUCAUGCCCUUCUUCGCCACUGGACUCCAAUACUCUGCAUCUGGGAAUAAUCUCGAAGGCCAGACGGACCCUGGAUACAGUGCCACAUUAGGCUACUACUAUGUCACCCUCGCCAUCGUAACCUUCAUUUACAUGAUCUGCUCAAUCCGCACCAAUAUCUGCCUUUUCUCCGCCCUCUUCCUCCUCGUUAUCGCGUUUUCACUAUUCGCCGGUUCGGAAUUCACACUUGCGCUUGGAAAGGAGGCUUUGGCACAUAAAUUGCAGAUUGCUGGUGGUGCUUUUAAUUUCGCCCUGUGUAUGCCUGUUUGGCAUAUCUUCAUGGUGCAGAUGUUGGAUGCCGUCGACUUUCCUAUUUCACUCCCUGUCGGGGAUUUGAGUACUGUUAUUCCUGGGAAGAGUCAAAAGGCGAAGGCUAGACAGAGUGAGGAAUAA
This is a messenger RNA of Aspergillus wentii DTO 134E9, 822 nucleotides long. RefSeq names its product putative plasma membrane ammonium transporter (Ato3). The record is from RefSeq and is a predicted model, not a curated record. The transcript has 5 exons. Bases 1 to 822 code for a protein of 273 amino acids. Gene Ontology annotation, molecular function: acetate transmembrane transporter activity. Gene Ontology annotation, cellular component: plasma membrane. NCBI's taxonomy places the organism in Eukaryota, Fungi, Ascomycota, Eurotiomycetes, Eurotiales, Aspergillaceae.